Messenger RNA from Mesocestoides corti, 948 nucleotides. The record is from the annotation of a GenBank genome assembly. Lineage: Eukaryota; Metazoa; Platyhelminthes; Cestoda; Cyclophyllidea; Mesocestoididae.
AUGUAUCGAAAGGAGACAACGAAGCAUCAUGCCAGAGAAAUCAAUCAGAAAGAAAGAACUAAGAGAGCCAAGGAACAAAAACAGCGCAGAAAAGAGAGAAAAAAGAGUGGAAAGCCGGCAGGGAUCCCCCACACAUUGGAAACACUAAGGACGCCUGAUGAAACCAUAAUUCCAAAAGAUGAUGCUGAUUUUCAGCAUGAGGAGGAACACGAUGAGUUAUCUCGGAUAUAUGCGAAUAAAGUUGAGCCCAAGUUGCUACUGACACACUCUGAUCGUGCUUGUCCCAAAACCCUUGGAUUUUGCAAGGAGCUGGCGCGUGUUAUUCCCAACACUACCCUUCUUCCCCGUUGGCAUCUCCCCUUGAAAAAACUUAUACCUAAAUCCAUAGAACAAGGUUUCACGGCCUUGCUGGUAAUUAACGAAGACAUGAAAAAGAUGAACACGCUCAUAGUCAGCCACCUUCCAGAUGGACCAACUGCCACUUUUCGCCUCACUAACGUCACACCUCGCCGCAUGUUGUGUGGUCUCAAGAACCGUGGAAUCGAGGAGGGUGUUAUUCCUCACCUUAUUCUCAAUCGGUUUAUGACCAGUUUAGGCCUCCGAGUUGAAAGAAUCCUCGGUGCUCUCUUCCCCUCCGGUUCUCGCGGUCCCCCCCAGCCUCACUGUCGCACAGUUGUUUUCCACAAUCAGCGAGAUUUUAUUUUUUUCCGACACUACCGAUAUCAGCACCGCAGGAACAGGGAUGCAGUCGAGAACACAAACGAAGACCCAGAGUUAGAUACACUAGACGAACCAGCAGACCGUGUGGCUCUGAACGAAGUGGGUCCUAGGUUUACUCUUAAGCUUAAAUCAAUCCAGCGCGGCACAUUUGACAGCCAAUUUGGAGACUACGAGUGGGUUAGAAAAGGUGCUGUUAUUGGAAAGUCGAGACGUACUUUUGUACUUUGA